This is a messenger RNA of Striga hermonthica, 726 nucleotides long. The record is from the annotation of a GenBank genome assembly. NCBI's taxonomy places the organism in Eukaryota, Viridiplantae, Streptophyta, Magnoliopsida, Lamiales, Orobanchaceae.
AUGUUUGUUUCUCUAUUAAUACACCUCCAUCUCCCAUCGGCUAUAGCUGCUCUUGAAGCAAUUGAAAAGCUCCAGAAGAAUGUGGAUACACUAAUAGUGAUUCCAAACGACCGUCUACUGGAUAAUGCUGAUGAGCAGACUCCACUUCAAGAUGCAUUCCUUCUAGCAGAUGAUGUGCUCCGUCAAGGUGUCCAAGGGAUAUCCGAUAUAAUCACCAUCCCUGGUUUGGUGAACGUGGAUUUUGCAGAUGUUAAGGCAGUCAUGAAGGACUCUGGUACUGCUAUGCUUGGAGUGGGUGUCUCCUCCAGUAAGAACCGCGUAGAGGAAGCAACCGAGCAAGCAACUUUGGCACCACUUAUCGGCUAUUCUAUUCAAUCCGCUACUGGAGUUGUGUACAAUAUAACAGGAGGGAAGGAUAUAACCCUGCAAGAAGUAAAUAGGGUGUCACAGGUUGUUACGAGUUUAGCAGAUCCUUCAGCAAACAUCAUUUUUGGGGCUGUCGUGGACGAGCGCUACAAUGGAGAAAUACAUGUCACGAUAAUUGCAACUGGUUUCACUCAGUCGUUUCAAAAGAAUCUUCUGACCGACCCACGUGGAGCAAAGGUAGCUGAUAAUAACAAGUCCACUGGGAGACUAGACAUCUUGAAGUCACCACUUACUCUCAAUUCAUCGAAAUCUCCUGUCACUAGUCCUCAGGCGCCUCCUUCUCGACGGCUCUUCUUUUAG